Messenger RNA from Rotaria socialis, 861 nucleotides. The record is from the annotation of a GenBank genome assembly. Lineage: Eukaryota; Metazoa; Rotifera; Eurotatoria; Philodinida; Philodinidae.
AUGGAUACUAUCACACCAGAAGUAAGUUCGCUAAUUGUACGUGUAUGUACAUUUAAUUUACAUUAUGGUUACGAUGAUCAUGGCACCCCAAACGCAUGGGAUAAACGAAGAAUAGUUCUUAAAAAUUGUCUUAAAAACAUGCAACCAUCUAUUAUGGGAACACAAGAAGGUUAUCCACCACAACUUUACGAUGUUCUUGAGGAUUUAAAUUUAUCUUCAAAAUGUUGGUCAUGGAUAGGUGAAAAACUUGAUGAUUGGCGUAAAAUUAAUGCUAUUUUCUAUCGCCAUGAUCUAUUUUCACUUAUUUCAACGACCACAUUUUGGUAUAAUGAGCAUCCAGAUACUAGCGGGGCUGCUUGGGGAGCGAAUAGUCCUCGUGGUUGUACUCGCGGUCAAUUCGAACAUAUAGCAACAAAACAACCAUUCAUUAUUUAUAAUACGCAUCUUGAUUAUCCAUGUCAAAAUGCACGUCAUCAUUCCAUACCUGUUCUAUUAUCACGAAUAAAAGAAAACGGCGAUCAUAAUGAUAAAGUUAUUGUUACAGGAGAUUUUAAUAAUUGGCCAGAAAAAACUGAUGGCGAUACAUCGGUUGAUAAACUUACUCUACUAGGACAGAAAGCAUCUGAAAUUGAACAGAUGAAAGCAGCGAGUUUUGUUGAUACUUAUCAACAUGGAGAAACACCAACUUUUAAUGGUUUUCGAACAGUUGGCUAUGGUCCAAAGAUUGAUUUUAUUUGGAUAUCAUCAAAUAGUGUUUAUCGUGUUGAAGGAGAAACAAAAGUUGAUGAUUAUCAUGAUGACGAUGGAUAUUUUCCGUCAGAUCAUUUUCCUGUUUAUGCAGAUUUAAUUUAUACUGCAUAA